Manihot esculenta (cassava) is the source of this 558-nucleotide messenger RNA. RefSeq names its product glutaredoxin. Lineage: Eukaryota; Viridiplantae; Streptophyta; Magnoliopsida; Malpighiales; Euphorbiaceae. The transcript is spliced from 4 exons. Gene Ontology annotation, cellular component: cytoplasm. The coding region runs from base 107 to 430 and encodes 107 amino acids. Gene Ontology annotation, molecular function: glutathione disulfide oxidoreductase activity. Gene Ontology annotation, biological process: cellular response to oxidative stress. The record is from RefSeq and is a predicted model, not a curated record.
CCUCCUCUUGCGUGUAUAUAUAGGCCCACGAAGAUCUGUGGCAUGAGCGACCAGGAAAAAGCUUAAGAUCAUCGAGAGCACAGUGAAAGAGAUAAGAGAGGCAGAUAUGGCGAUGACCAAGGCCCAGGAUCUCGUUUCUUCCAACUCUGUUGUCGUUUUCAGCAAGACGUACUGCCCCUUUUGCACGACCGUGAAGAAGCUUUUUGAUGAAGUGGGAGCAAAAUAUAAGACCGUGGAGCUGGAUACUGAGAAUGAUGGAAGUGAGAUACAAGCAGCACUAGGAGAGUGGACUGGGCAAAAAACUGUGCCUAAUGUUUUCAUCGGUGGCAAGCACAUUGGUGGCUGUGACACAACAACAGGCAUCCAUAAGGAAGGGAAGCUAAUUCCUCUGCUCACUGAAGCCGGAGCUGUGGCCAAGGCUUCUGCUUAAAAAGGAGUAACCUUCUAGUUGAUCAACUGAUCAAGAAGUAGUAAUAAAUAACCACUGUUAUUGUGUUUGGUUUAUGUUGGUAAAUGAACACUUAGAUUAUAAUGAAUACAUAGUUGAAUGUUUUUGGA